AUGGAGAAAUGGUAUUUGAUGACCAUAGUGGUCUUAAUAGGACUAACUGUACGGUGGACAGUUUCUCUUAAUUCUUAUUCAGGUGCUGGAAAACCUCCAAUGUUUGGUGAUUAUGAAGCUCAAAGACACUGGCAAGAAAUCACUUUUAAUUUACCAGUCAAACAAUGGUAUUUUAACAGCAGUGAUAAUGAUUUGCAGUACUGGGGACUAGAUUACCCACCUCUUACAGCCUACCAUAGUCUCUUAUGUUCAUAUGCGGCAGAAUUUAUAAAUCCAGACUGGAUUGCUCUCCAUACAUCACGUGGCUAUGAGAGUCAGGCACAUAAACUCUUUAUGCGUGCAACAGUUUUCAUUGCUGAUUUGCUGAUUUACAUACCUGCAGUGAUUUUAUACUGUUGUUGCUUAAAAGAAACUUCAACUAAAGGAAAGAUUGCUAAUGCAUUGUGCAUAUUGCUGUAUCCAGGCCUUAUUCUUAUUGACUAUGGACAUUUUCAGAACAUAUAUAAUUCUGUGAGUCUUGGCUUUGCUUUGUGGGGUGUUCUUGGCGUGUCUUAUGACUGGGACCUGCUAGGGUCACUGGCAUUUUGCUUAGCUAUAAAUUACAAACAGAUGGAACUUUACCACUCCUUGCCAUUUUUUUGUUUUUUACUUGGCAAGUGUUUUAAAAAAGGCAUUAAAGGAAAGGGGUUUCUGUUGUUGAUCAAGUUAGCUUGUACCGUGGUGGCUUCUUUCAUUCUCUGUUGGCUGCCAUUCCUUGCAGAAAGAGAACAAACUCUGCAAGUUCUAAGAAGACUUUUCCCAGUUGAUCGUGGAUUAUUUGAGGAUAAAGUAGCCAAUAUUUGGUGUAGUGUCAAUGUCUUUGUGAAGAUUAAGGAUAUUUUGCCACGUCACAUCCAGCUAAUAAUCAGCUUUUGUUUUACAUUUUUGAGCCUGCUUCCUGCAUGUAUAAAAUUAAUACUUCAGCCUUCUCCCAAAGGAUUUAAAUUUACUCUGGUUACCUGUGCUCUAUCAUUCUUUUUAUUUUCUUUCCAAGUACAUGAAAAGUCCAUUCUCUUGGUAUCAUUACCAGUCUGCUUAGUUUUAAAUGAAAUUCCUUUUAUAUCGACUUGGUUUUUACUCGUGUCAACAUUUAGUAUGCUGCCUCUUUUAUUGAAGGAUGAACUCCUCAUGCCUUCGCUUGUGACAAUGAUGGCAUUUUUUAUAGCGUCUGCUACUUCCUUUUCAACGUUUGAAAAGAUUUCUGAAGAAGAACUGCAGUUGAAAUCAUUUUCCAUUUCUGUUAGAAAAUAUCUUCCAUGUUUUACAUUUCUUCCCAGAAUUAUCCAAAAUUUGUUUCUUACCUCAGUGAUCGCCAUGGUCCUUCUGACGCUGAUGACUGUCACACUGGAUCCUCCUCAGAAACUGCCAGACUUAUUUUCUCUAUUGGUAUGCUUUGUAUCCUGCAUGCAUUUUCUGUUUUUUUGGGUAUACUUUAAUAUUAUAAUCAUGUGGAAUUCCAGAAAUGCAAGGAAUCAGAAGAAACUCAAUUAA
Chrysochloris asiatica (Cape golden mole) is the source of this 1530-nucleotide messenger RNA. It is a transcript of the gene ALG6, whose product is annotated as ALG6, alpha-1,3-glucosyltransferase. Gene Ontology annotation, cellular component: endoplasmic reticulum membrane. Bases 1 to 1530 code for a protein of 509 amino acids. NCBI's taxonomy places the organism in Eukaryota, Metazoa, Chordata, Mammalia, Afrosoricida, Chrysochloridae. The record is from RefSeq and is a predicted model, not a curated record. Gene Ontology annotation, biological process: protein N-linked glycosylation. The transcript is spliced from 14 exons. Gene Ontology annotation, molecular function: dolichyl pyrophosphate Man9GlcNAc2 alpha-1,3-glucosyltransferase activity.